CACUACUUCGCGUAGAAAAAUUCUUGGUUUUGGGUCCAUGGGGGGUUUCUAUUUCUUUCGUCAAAAUCGUGUAUCAUUGCUUUUAAAUAUUGUUUCUUUUAUCACUUCUCUUGUUUUUCAUCAGCGUGUUAGCGAAAAGAAGCUCUAAAAAGAGAGAAUCACCGACUUGAAGCGCCCAGAAGGAACUACGACGAUGCCUGUACCUGACUCGAAAAGACAGCGAACGACUCCUCUCGAAGAUAAACAAGAAGAUUUACCCAUGCCAGAUACCACCGAAAAUCAGACCUCAGAUGAUGUUCAGCCGGAAGAAGCAUCCGAAAUGGACUUGGCCGGCAAUGGUGACCUUGAAAAGGGGAUUAUCCGUCCCCUGGACUCGCCGCAGAUCAAGGAAGCGCUCCAACAGUGCAAAGUUCUUGUCAUUGGUGCAGGAGGAUUAGGAUGCGAAAUCCUAAAAAAUCUGGCGCUAACUGGAUUCAAGCAACUCGAUGUUAUUGACAUGGACACAAUAGACCUUAGUAAUCUCAACAGGCAGUUUCUAUUCAGGCAUAAAGAUAUUGGUAAAUCGAAGGCGAUCGUGGCUGCUGAAUUUGUCAUGAAACGCGUACCAGGAGUAAGCGUGACACCUUAUUUUGGAAAGAUUCAAGACAAAGACGAGGAUUACUAUAAACAGUUCCAAAUAAUUAUUUGUGGUUUGGAUUCGGUUGAAGCUAGACGGUGGAUCAAUGCAAAGCUUGUGGAUAUGGUUGAUGUGGACGACCCCAACAGUUGGAAACCGCUCAUUGAUGGCGGAACAGAAGGCUUCAAGGGGCAAGCAAGAGUUAUUUUACCUACGAUGAGUUCCUGUUAUGAAUGUUCUUUGGAUAUGCUCAAUAAGCCUACCACUUUUCCAAUUUGCACAAUCGCCAACACACCACGUCUUCCUGAACAUUGUAUUGAAUGGGCUUCUGUGUUGGAAUGGCCUCGCGUAUGGGGGGACGCGAAGUAUGACACCGAUAAUCCGGAGCACAUUGGUUGGCUUUAUCGGACGGCAGACGAACGAGCGAAGCAAUUCAAUAUUACUGGCGUCACUUAUUCAUUGACACAAGGAGUGGUGAAAAACAUUAUUCCUGCGAUUGCCUCCACGAACGCUGUUAUUGCAGCUGCAUGCUGCAAUGAAGCUUUCAAGCUGGCGACCGAUACAGCGCCUUUCCUGAACAAUUAUAUGAUGUAUACAGGCAAUGACGGCGUAUACACUUAUACUUUCGAGCAUCAGAAAAAGCCUGAUUGUCCUGUAUGUGGUAACGAAAACACCACCGCAGAUCUCAAGCCGACGAUGACACUUAUAGAACUGAUUGAUUGGCUGAAAGAGAAGCCUGAUAUUCAACUGAAAAAGCCAAGUUUACGAACGGCCACCAAAUCGCUGUAUAUGCAAGCUCCACCUGCCUUGGAAGCGGCUACACGGUCGAAUCUUUCCAAAUCCUUAGGCGAAUUGAUUGACGAGGGGGAAUUCGUCACAGUAACCGAUGUCGCCUUGCCCGUCAGUAUGCAAAUUAAUAUCCGCUGGCGGGACACGGGAUCGGAAUAGCUCCUUCACACAUACACUUUGUUAUUUGUCAUGUUUGUUUGAAUGUAAUUUAUGAUAUAAGGAAUGGUUUCUGUGAAAAUUUCAAUCCAUUCGCAUCCACAAUUAUCCCUACUCUAUUCUCCUCCUGACCUUUCAACCAAAAAAAGUUGCCAUAUGAUAUUUUAGUUUAUUUUAUUACGAAUUUAUUGUACAGAACGGGAAACAAGGGGAAGAUGAUGAUAAAGAGU
This is a messenger RNA of Radiomyces spectabilis, 1791 nucleotides long. RefSeq lists its product as uncharacterized. Gene Ontology annotation, molecular function: NEDD8 activating enzyme activity. The transcript is spliced from 10 exons. The coding region runs from base 194 to 1564 and encodes 456 amino acids. Gene Ontology annotation, biological process: protein neddylation. Gene Ontology annotation, cellular component: cytoplasm; nucleus. The record is from RefSeq and is a predicted model, not a curated record. NCBI's taxonomy places the organism in Eukaryota, Fungi, Mucoromycota, Mucoromycetes, Mucorales, Radiomycetaceae.